Molecule: messenger RNA, 2217 nt
Organism: Cotesia glomerata
Lineage: Eukaryota; Metazoa; Arthropoda; Insecta; Hymenoptera; Braconidae
Product: oxidoreductase OpS5-like
Exons: 6
Coding region: 241-2142 (633 amino acids)
Biological process (GO): iron ion transport
Cellular component (GO): plasma membrane
Molecular function (GO): copper ion binding; oxidoreductase activity
Source: RefSeq, a predicted model, not a curated record
UUACGUGCGUAAAUUCAUUUUUAAAUUCUCAAGUAAUCAAUCAAUUUAAACAAGUUUGUCCCUACCAUUAACUAAACUUUCACUUAUACUUAAGUUGAAUAACAAAAACGAGGAAAAAAAAAUAUGCAACACGUGCUGAUAAUAUAGAUUAACGCGAAGAUGAUGAUAUUUAACUCAGUUGUUCGUCAAACUUGUUAAUGACAACAAGUCUUUGUUACUAGCUACCACCUAAAACAAACAAUGACGCAACUUAUAUUAAAAAUCAUACUAUUUUUAUAUCUUUACGGAAUUUCUUCGAGUUCAUUCCGAUACACUAGGUUUGAGACUGUUAAAAAUAUUAGUAAUAAUUAUAUUCCGGCUAAAGAAGAAAUUAUUGGCGGGCAGUGGCAUCCGUGUUACAGAAAUUGUGAUGAUAAAAUUAAGCGCACCUGUAAAUAUACUUUUGUACUGAAACAGUACACUUCUAUGAGUUACGCGUGUCGGGAUUGUCCUUUUAAUAAGGAGGAUUGCUUCUUAAAUGGGUGCAUUACUGCCGGUGGACAUGUUCGGCCUGUUACUGUUGCUAAUCACAUGUUACCCGGACCUAGUAUUCAAGUAUGUGAAGGAGACACAGUAAUAGUAAAUGUAAUAAAUAAUUUUGCAAGUGAUUCGGCGACAAUACAUUGGCACGGUAUCCAUCAAGUAGACACACCAUUCAUGGAUGGUGUACCAUUUAUUACACAAUGUCCAAUAUUACCUCAUAAUAACUUUGUUUAUAAAUUUAAUGCAUCACCUGCCGGUACCCACAUUUGGCACUCGCACAUCGGAUUCGAAGAAGCUGACGGACUUUACGGGAGUUUAAUUGUGAGAAAACCCAACGAUCCAUUAAAAAAAUACUACGACAAUGACUUAGCUGAACACGUUAUGACGAUUUGGCAUUGGUAUGAAAUGUCCACGGUGUAUAAAUUAGCGACUGUGCUUCAUAGAUACUCAAAAGUUUACGGCUAUAGUUUUUUAAUCAAUGGUUUGUCCUCCAAAGCAAAGUAUAUUUCGCAAAACACGUCUUACGAAACGCCUAAAGAGAUAUUUCACGUAAACGAGGGAAAAAAAUACAGAUUCCGUGUAAUGUUUAAUAGUCCCAUAUAUUGUCCAGUUCAAGUAUCCGUGGACAAUCACCAGUUAUUGGUGAUUGCUUCUGAGAGUGGUGUAUUUCAGCCUGUACUAGUUGAUUCUUUCUUCAUAAAUGCCGGCGAGCGUUAUGACUUUGUACUUUAUGCUAAUCAAAGGCCGGAUAAUUACUGGAUCAGAUACCGUGGCAGAGGAGAUUGUGAUAAAAAUGGUGUCCGGAUAUCAGAAGUCGCUAUUCUAAGGUACAACCAGUCUCAAGAAGAAGAACCCAAGGGUUCUACUGAUUACGAGGAUGGUAAUCGUCCGGGUGUGUUAUUAAAUCCCAUGGCCAUUCUAGCUCAAGAUUACUCAAACAAUUCAUUAAUUAAAGUUAUUGAUUUAAACAAUACUAAAGAUAAGUCCAAAGACAUUUCAAGGACUCCGGAUUAUGUAUUUUAUUAUAAAUUUUCAUUUAAUACUUACAUGACCCAUUAUGCCCCAGGGCCAUAUCCGCAGAUAAAUGACAUGAGCUUUGAAUUUCCAUCAGUACCAUUGCUAACGCAGUAUGAAGAUUUAUCAUCUUCGUCAAUUUGCAAUGAAGAAAAUUAUAAAAAUAAAGAAUGUUUUGAGGGAUUUUGUAAGUGUCCGCUUAUUUACAGCGUAACCAAAGACAGUUUAGUUGAGAUGAUCUUUGCGGACAUUACUGAUGACCGGGAUCAAGAUCACCCGGUUCAUUUGCACGGGCAUGAUUUCCAUGUGGUUGCCAUGGUGUCAAUGGGAAAAAAUGUUUCCUUUGAAAAAAUAAAAAGGCUAAAUGAGCAGGGACUUGUUGAAAAAAAAUUCAGUCGCGCUCCUGUUAAGGACAACAUCAGUGUCCCUGCUAAGGGAUUUACUGUGAUACGAUUCAUAGCUUCUAAUCCUGGGUACUGGUUCUUACACUGUCACCUGGUGAACCACAUGGAAAUGGGAAUGGGUUUUAUCCUCAAAGUUGGAGAACAUUCACAGAUGACUAAGACUCCGAAAAAUUUUCCUAGAUGCGGCAAUUAUUAUCAUUGAAAAAAAAAAAAAUUUAUUGUUAAUAUUUUUAAGUUUUUACCAAUGCAAUAAUUAUUUAUAAUACUAAAGUUAAUG